This is a messenger RNA of Sordaria macrospora k-hell, 822 nucleotides long. NCBI's taxonomy places the organism in Eukaryota, Fungi, Ascomycota, Sordariomycetes, Sordariales, Sordariaceae. The record is from RefSeq and is a predicted model, not a curated record.
AUGCCUGCAAGACGAAGAAGAAGAAGAGAUGCUGCUGCAUCACCAGAACCACAGCGCCCAACCCUAGCCGGGGAUAUGUUUCACUGGUCCAUCCUCUUCCCCGCCGCUCAUUGGGAGUCGGCCCCUAUAGACCGGGGCAGCGUCGACGUCGAGGAUGACCAAAUGCAGAGCUACAAGUGGCUUCAGGGACGCAGCGGACGCAGUGGUACAAAGGGAUUCCUCCUCAUCAAACAGCUUGCUCCUCUCAACCGAAUCCUGCUUGUUCAAGACUUGCAUACCGACGAAUUGCUCAUCAACAAGCGCGUACGCAAGUACCUGAAGAGCGAACACCUGGCGACCUUAUACCCUGAUCACCCCGAUAUGGAAGAACACUUGACACUCCGCUUGCAGAUGUACGCCCAUGCGAUCCCUGGCGAUAUUCGUUUCGCUCAGCUUGUUGGAGACAACGGCGAUGACCCACGUGUAGAGGUGCAUCUCCCUCAUAAGCCCUACUUCCAGAAAUUGUACGCGUAUGGUUUCCCUCACGAUGAGACGGACGGGAAACUGGACCACGCCAUGUUUAAGAGACGGAGAGAAGCCGGGGACUCCUACGAAGAAAUCUACAACGCAUCUCUGUACUACGAAUACUUGAACGGCGGCUCGCUCGAGCAUGCAAUCAUGCGUAUCAACAGGGCAGGUGAGGUGACCCAGUACGUUGACGAAGCGUUUAUCUGGCACGUCAUAGCGCAGCUCGGAGGAGCCCUCCUCUUUCUGCACUUCGGCAUUACCGAGCGCGAUGGGGUAGAACCCGAUAACUGGCACCAAUUUGCCAUCGAUGGUUGA